ACAUCGCUAACCUUUACAGAUUAAAUUUAAAUACAUCUUUUUUUUGUUUAAAAACGAAUGGUUCAUCUUUAACUUUUCUGUCCCCAACAUAACGGUACCGGCCUAUGCAGUGCCGACGUUCGACCAAUGUUUGUCAGAGCAGCAGACCUUGACCUAGUUUGACCAAGCACCUCUGUUUACUUGAUGAAGAACGGCCGAUAACAGAAGAAAUUUCAAUUAAUUAUGGAUGCAGAUCCUGAUUUGGACAAGAAAGAUGUACGUCGUCCAAUGAAUGCCUUUUUGAUUUUCUGUAAACGACAUAGAAGUAUUGUAAGGGAGAGAAAUCCUCACCUUGACAACCGAAGUGUGACUCGUAUCUUAGGAGAUCUGUGGGCAAAUAUUGGUGACGAGGAAAAAAACAAAUAUACUGACCUUGCAAAGCAGUAUAAAGAUGCCUUCAUGAAGGCUAAUCCUGACUACAAAUGGCAUAAUCCAGAGAGGAUGACACAGUUACAAACUAACAAAUCAUCAAAUAAACCAACCAAUGAGAGAGUACCUUCUGUUAGUACAUUUGUUCCAGAUGAUGGUCCUAUUGUACCAGGGAAACUUGCUGAUCCAUCAAACAUGGGAGGAUUAAGUAUGUUAAUGGAAGGUAUCCAAGUGAAAAGUAAUCAAUUUAUUGCAGCCAAGAAUGUUGAGCAAAAUACUAAACCAGUUAUCCUCCCCUUGUUGACAGGCAUAUCUCCCUUUCAAUCAUGGAAUUCUCAACAGGAUUUUGCUCUUGAAGAGGAGAGGAAGUUGGUGAUUGAUGAAGUUAAUAUAAAACCAGAAGAAAAAGAUACCACACCUAACCCAGUGCAAGUAAAACAAGAAGCAUGUUCAUCAGAGCAUCUAACUAACCCAGAUCAGCAAGAAGAGAACCCAGAUGAUCCAGAUGAUGAUGCCAUAUAUUCUUGCGGAAAAAUUGUCAUGGAUCAUAUAAUCGAUAAACUUUAUUUGUCUACCAUCAAAAAUAUUGGACAAAACAAAAAAUCUGCUGCUAAAAAAUCUCCUAAAAAAGGAGAAAAUGAAACCAUUGAUUCAUCUAAUAAACCAUUCUUGUUACCUCCCUUACAAGGAAGGAAAUCCUAUCACACUAGUAUUGCUGUUAAAAACCUUCUUGAAUUUACUCGUAAGGCUGCAGCUCGUGAUGCAGCUAACAUAGAGGGACAGUCAGUAACACCAAUGCAAGAACCAAUUACAAAUACAGUGUCUGAAGCUAAACAGAAAUUGAAAGACUUCUGUUUGAAGAAAGAAGGCAGACCAAAAGUUGUAAGUGGAAACGAAAAUUGUGGAGAUAGUUUUGAUGUUAAGGAGUUUAAGAGAAAAAGAUGCUAUUCUGAAAGCUGUGCAGAAUUGUACAAACAUCAAGAGAAAAGAAUUAAAAUGGAAACUGAUCAUUUUAAUGAAAAUGGUGAUGAUACAAAAUCAACCAGUCCAACCAAUGGGGAUGACUAUCAACCCACCAGAAAGUCUCGUCGGAGGAAUAGAGGACAGAGAUACCAAGAGCUGAUAAAUGAAGGGAUUAUACAGCCAUCAAAAGCCAGGAUUGCAGCCAUGAAAACUGAAGCUAACGUCAGGAGCAUAAGCUUUAAAGAAUCUUUCCUGAACAAGCGAGCAGAAGACAUAGGAGAUGAAGUGUUGUCAGUUUACCCCAGACAAAUACGCAAAAGAACCAUGUCAGAAUCAGAGAAAAAUCGUACAUUUUAUGAUGAGUCUAGUAGAUACAGAACAGGUGAUUUUGACUUGGAAGCCCAUAUUAAGACUUUGCCUGCAUGUUCAUUAGAGAAAGUGGUGAAACCAAAGAGAAAUGUUGGGAAAUGUUUGUCUGAGAGUGAUUCUGGUAACCAAGCGAUGGAUGUAUCAUCAUCACCAGAAAAUUUUCUAGAGGUAAAACUGAUAGUUCCGCCACACAUUAAAGCCAAGCCAACCGAUGAUGGUGUUCCAGUUGUUGGGAGUAGGAAAAGAAAAGCUAGAAAACACUCCAUUACACAUCUACAGCCUGUCAAAGAUGCUCCAAAAAUUGAUAAAACAACAACAUUAAUAUCAGGAUUGAUCAAACAGACAAUCGAACCGCUAAUAGAAACUCGUGAAUAUAGUGAUGUGAAGGGAGAUAAUUCUUCAGAAGGAAAUGAAUUAUGUUUUUCAAAGGGAAACAAUUCUUCAGAAGGAAAUGAAUUAAGUAUUUCAAAGGGAGAUAACUCAGUUGAGACUGUGAAUGAAAUGAUAAGUUUAAAUGCAGGUGUAGAUUCUAGGACAAGUUGUCCAAUCUUAGACAAGGGAACAAAUGAGAUUUUAGAUAAACAGUGUUGUAACAUUACAGAGAAAAGUACAGCAGUAAAUAUUUCUAAUGGUUCUAACAUUUUGAUAGAUUCGACAGAAGGUGUUUGUAAUACAAAAUUGACAAAAUUAAAAGACAUAACCACGAAAGACAACACAUCUCCUGAAGAGAUUAUAACUGACAGAUCCAUACUUUCAAUUGACUUACCAUCAUUCAUCAAAACUCCAUUCUCAGACCAGGAUGAAAAUUCAAAUGAAACCGAUUAUUGUAACUAUAGCAACAACAGAUCUUCCAGUAGUUUAGAAGAAAAAUAUGUGAUAACAAAAAAUAGGACUUCUGAUAAUACAUUAUGUGGUAAUGAAGACAAUGUUACCAUGGUUACAGCUGUUUCUGUUGCUCUUCCUGUGACAACAGAAGACAGUUCCCAUGGUGAUGAUAGAAUAGAAACACAAAAUGUGCAAGUUUCUAUGUCGGCAUGUGAUAAUCAAACUUCAUCAGUUGCCAUGACAACAAUACAGCCUUCACUUCCAUGUUUAUGUUGAUAAAAAUGCUCAUUUUUAUUGUGUUCUUUGUAUAUCCUAUGCAAACUGCAAGUUUUGCCUUCAUUGUUAUAAGUAAAUAUUAUUGUUGUUGUUUAUCUAUUGGUGCAUAUAGCUUGAUAUUUUAUAUAUUUAGGAGUUACCACAUGAACUGGUUGUACCAUAGACAUAAAACUGAAUAGCAGUUUGUACUAAAUAUGAAAUGUUUUCUGUGUUAUGUAUUUAAAGUAGUAAAUUUAUAAAGCUACUCAUUAAAUGAGAUUUUCACGUCCAUCACACAUCCUAUAGAUUUAAAGUUGUCAACUCCAAUAAAUUUCUGUUCCAACUUGCAUACAUUCACAAGUCAAUGUUUGUUUUAAAUGUGAUCUUGCAGAGCUGAGAUUGUUUAAACAAUAUUGAGCACAGGUGCACAGAAAAUUCCUCAGAUUAUGCAAAAAAAGUUAAAGCUACAAAUCUUGUCUUCAACAGUCAAACCAGUUCCAGUAUAAUUCAUCUAACUUUACCAAAAAAUUGCAAACUGUUAAAUACUUAUAAUAAAUGUGCAAUUAACACUAUUUUGGUGUAAUUGGGUCAAUUUAUAUGUGCAAUUAAUUCAGAUAGGCAGUUACAGUUUCCUUUAUUUUGACCAUAUCAUAAACUUCAACAUCUCAUUUUAAUGCUGUGACUCAGACUGUGGUUGAAUUUUAAAGAUACCAUACUAAAUAAAAAAAUUCUCUACAAAGCAAAUCAUGAAGAGUCCAUUUUGAAUAAUGAUAAUUAUUGUUGAAAAAUCUCUAUUUUCACAAGAGCAAAUUCUCUUAUAACUCGAAUAAUUCAAGCCCUUUCCGUGUCCGAUUUUCUCCCACACGAGGGCUUGAACUCCUUAUGAUCAUUGGCCGCGUCGCCUGCUCUCUGUGAGAGAGAGCCAAUCGGUGGCGAUUAGGAUAAUGAGUCUGCGCAACUGUCUUGUAAUUGUCUUACCAAACACGUGUGUUCAAUUAACACAAAUCCGAUAAUAAUUAAUUAACAUCAAUUAACAUCAGUUUACAUCAUUUAACAUCAAUUAACAUCCUGAACUCCUCCUUCUUUAGCUGCCAACUUAAAUCAAAAUUCCCAUAUUGCAUAGCGGUGUGAAUUUUCCGGUUGACAGUCUUUAUCGAGGAAGACGUUCAGGCGUUAAUGUAGCUUUCGUAGAUCAGCGGAAUAUAACGACUGAAUUAUUCGGGUUAAUUCUCUUAGAAUCCAGUUUUUAGCAAACAUUUAUUAAAUUCAUAGCUAACUGCUUUUUACAUCUUAAUUUUAUUAAUCUCUGCACUUCAAAACAGCACAAAAGGUCAUUAAAGUAGCACAAUGUCAAUAUCACUUCACAGAGAUUCUCUGCUUGAUAUAAAUGUGACUUUGUCUUUGAGGGCUUAUUAUAAGUCCUGUAAGUAAGAACACAUUUGUAAAUAACAUUACCAUAAUUAUGUGAUAAGUACAUAUUUUAGUACAAAAGUGAUGGGUUCUACAGGAUACUCCAGUUUGUAUGUUGUGCCAUAUUGGUGCUUAUUUUAUUUUUACUUUCUUUUAUACGGCCAUAAUCAGUUGGGAGUUAAAUUUUGAUGUAGAGUUGGAGUUAUAUUAUUGGGAAAAUCAUCUAUAUUUAUCUGAUUUUAUAAAUUAUAGAUCAGGGGAGGUUAUUCUAAAGCAUUCAAGCAAAACCUAAAUUUGUGUCAUAAAUUUUUGUUUUAUCACAGUUUUACAUUAUGUGUGUAUAAUUGUAUAUGUAUAGCAAUUAAAUGUAUUUAUCUUGCAUUGAAACAAAAUGACAGUAUGAAGUUUGUGCUUACAUAUAUUCACUGUUGAACAGCAUUCCAAAAACAACAGUACACAGUGCCAAGCAAUUAUGUUGGACUUUGACCAUUUAUGUUUACAUUUAUUUUAUUUUACAAAUUAAAUAGGUAAAAUAAUGUAACUUUAUAAGUCAUAUGGCUGCUACUGACCCUCUUCAGAUUCAUAGAGGGUUAAUAAAUCCUUAGGGGGUGAGGCCUAAUAGGGAUGAGGCUAAAGGCUGAAUCUCCUUUGUAUUUUACUCAUCCUCUAUGUCUGUAAUGGGUUCAGUAGUGAACUAUAUAAUUAAUUUAUCACAGUCCAAUUGUUGAUAAAACUCGAAAUAGCUGUAGCAGAAUUUCGGCAAACAAACUAAGAUGGCAGUCCUUUUAUAGUGUGUUCAAAUCUAAUCUUGACCUUGGGUAUUUAUGACCUUGACAUUUUGUACAGAUACUAAUUUAACGUUUGUUUAAAGACUAUUUUAACCUGUAGACAUUUUGUUAUGGUUAUCCCAUGUUGUUGGGUUACCUGUUUUACAUGUACUCCAUAUGAUAUAUGUUAUUAUUGAUAAGUGUUCAGCAUUUAUUGAAUUUUUUGCAUAAUUGUUAUAAAGUCAUUCUGUAUAAAAGUAUAAAAAGGUCAUCAGUUGGACCAGAAAAAACUGACCUUGAAAAGAGGUGACCUUUAAAUUGGGGUUCAUAUUGUAAAGGUAUUUUAGCAGAACAAAAUAAGGGUUAUCGAGACGACAGUUUAUUGCUUGAUAGAGCUGACCUCUUAUAACAAGUCAAAAUAAAGUUGAUUUUGAUCUUUUAAUUCAUGCUGUAGAACCUAAAUUUCCAACAACCAAAGGAACCAUCAGCAACUAUUGUACCAAUAGAUAUGUUACUGUCAGUAAGGAUUAUUACCAUAGCAAUUGAAAGAAAACAGUUGAAAUUUGUCAUGACCUAGUUAUAAAUGUCCACUAAAAUCAACUUCAAUAUUAGACUAUUCAUUAUCAGUUCAAUUAUAUCUAGAUUGUUAAUAGAAAAUUCAACCAGAAGACCACCGACAAAAAAAAAAGAUUAAAAUUAUGCCAAGUUUUUCAAGGCAUUUUAGGAAAGUCUAAAACUAAUACAAAAAUAAUAAUAAAAAAUACUAUACUGCUUAGCAUGAGAACUGGGUUGUGUUUAAUAUUGUAGCUGCUACAUAAGGCUACGUAGAUUCACGACUAUAGAAUGAGUAGCUAGCGUAGCUGCUACAUAGAUAUUGAUAGCAGCUAGGCUAGCUACUCGUUCAGUAGACACAAAACUUCGUAGCACUAUGUAGCUGCUACAAUAUUGAACUCCACCUAGAUUCUGAAAAGACGUAGAAUUAAAUGCUCUAAACCCUAAAAAAAGCAUAUAUUUCUGAAUUGGAAAAAAAUAAAUCCUGACCAUUUGUGAUUUAAGUUUACACUUUUGAUUUGGUUUAGUUUAUAGAAUCUUAUAUUUGCUUACCACAGGUUACGAUCCAGAACCUUGUCUAGCAUAGAUGCUGGAAUCUAAACUCUUAUAAAGUAAAAUUUUGGUCAGAUAUACACUAUUGAAUAAGAUGAGUGAUUUCAGUUCUUAAUCCUGUUCAUAUUGAACUUUAAUGGACUCAAUGCAUAGGUAAUUUUAAUAUAAUACACAUUUUUAUUUAUAAGUUUGAUGAAGAAAACUGUUAUUUAAUGUUAUGGAGUAGAGUUGUGAUUUGUUGAUGAAUUGUACAUGAAAGAUUUAAAAUCUAUAAACAAUAAAUUAGAUUCAGUCUGAAA
This is a messenger RNA of Mytilus trossulus (common blue mussel), 6400 nucleotides long. RefSeq lists its product as uncharacterized. Gene Ontology annotation, molecular function: RNA polymerase II transcription regulatory region sequence-specific DNA binding; DNA-binding transcription factor activity, RNA polymerase II-specific. NCBI's taxonomy places the organism in Eukaryota, Metazoa, Mollusca, Bivalvia, Mytilida, Mytilidae. Gene Ontology annotation, biological process: regulation of transcription by RNA polymerase II. Gene Ontology annotation, cellular component: nucleus. The transcript is spliced from 10 exons. The coding region runs from base 223 to 2841 and encodes 872 amino acids. The record is from RefSeq and is a predicted model, not a curated record.